AUGAGGUGCCUCGUGGUGUUGUCUGCAGUGUUAUGCGUGGCUCAGCCUUGGUGGAUUGCUAACUUCUGGAUUCGAUACCCGUUCCUUCGACAGGCAUCAUUGGAGGCCAGAUCGGCAUUCAACAACAUAGAUAAGAAUGGAACAUUGACUAAAGCACAACGUGAGGAAGCUUUGGAUAAAUGGGCGGCGCAGUACAAUCUGGUGAAUAUCACGACUGCUCAGGAGAGAGAAGCUAUCGCAAAGCUGUGUGAAAGUCUGGAUCCGGCAACACGGCAGGCCGUUGACUACCUGCUACGACUUUAUGGAAGCCGCCCAGGUUUCAGUGGUUUCGGGUUUUCGAGAUCGGGACUGUCGAGAUUAUUUGAUGCUCCUUUCUUUCCAUUGUCGAACGGAGCAUCACGAUCGCUUUUGUGGUAG
Molecule: messenger RNA, 417 nt
Organism: Ostertagia ostertagi
Lineage: Eukaryota; Metazoa; Nematoda; Chromadorea; Rhabditida; Trichostrongylidae
Source: the annotation of a GenBank genome assembly